GGUCCUGUUGGAGGCAAGGGAGAGAAAGGUGAACGGGGCGACCUGCAGUCGUCGGCGUCGGUUCAGGCCAUCGCCCGGCAGGUGUGUGAGCAGCUGAUCCAGAGCCACAUGGCGCGAUACAACUCCAUCCUGAACCACGUGCCCAGUCCGCCAGUGUCCAUCCGCACCGUGCCAGGGCCCCCUGGAGAGCCCGGUCGCCAGGGACCCCCAGGGACCCAGGGAGAGCAGGGACCGUCAGGAAGACCCGGAUUCCCAGGACAGAGCGGGCAGAAUGGGCAACCUGGAGAAAGAGGUCAACCGGGAGAGAAGGGGGAGAAGGGAUCUCAAGGAGUCGGAGUCCAAGGCCCCAGAGGACCCACAGGACCCCCUGGUCCUCAGGGACAGGGCAGACCAGGAAACCAGGGUCCAUCAGGGCGACCGGGGAAUCCUGGAGCCUCUGGUCGGCCUGGGGUCCCUGGUCCUGUCGGCCCUGCAGGGCCCCCGGGGUACUGUGACCCCAACUCCUGUGUGGGCUACAACGUAGGAGUGCAACUGCCGUCCAACGUUUUCCAGAACUACGGUGAGGCCGAGGAGGACGACCCCUACCGCUACUACCAGCCCAACUACCCAGCCCCCCGACCCGUGUUACCUGACGACCCCGCGUACGCCCUGGACGACAUCGAGCUGACGUCACCCGGCGUCCGCCGCAGCACACGGAGCCUAGAGGGGGAGGAGCAGAGGGUGGGGCCCGAGAGGAGGCUAAAGAGAGGAGUGAAGGCGCUGCCGGGACUAACUAACUGAGAGGAGGUGAUUGGAGGACAGAGGGCAACUAGCUGUUUCUGAUUGGACGGUCUGGAGCCCUCGUGGACUAAUCAACAAGUGCCUGACGUGGAGGGUUUGAUACGGACAUCGGGGGGGGGGGGGGGCGGGGCUAUUUUAACUCAUCUAUACCAUCGAAUUAACUCUGAGAAACCGUUUGAUGUUGUUUUUGUGAUUUUUGUCUCAGCGGAGACACUUCAAAAGAGAACGGAGAUCAAAGUGUCUCCAUGGAAACAGAAUUGACCGUUUCUGCAUCACAUCCAAAGUUUGUAAAACAAAAGGUUCCGUCUCAAAGUAGCAGCUGAUCAUUGACCUGGUUGGUUAAGUGCCUCCUGAUUGUCGGGCUGGAAUCUUCAGUGAUGAUAAAGAGUUGUGUUAAUUCAGUGCAACACAACAACAAACCAACAAACCGUCACUCGUCAUGUGUGUGUCUGUUUUUUAGUUUCCGAGACGUCAGAUUUAACUUCACACUCGAUUAAAGAAAAACUAAUUAUAACAAAUACUCUUGUUCAGAUUUUAUCUACAAACACUGUAUGUCAACAUGUACCCACAAUAUUUAUAACAAGUACACUCUAAAUAAAGAUGGACGACAUCACUGCUCCCAAAAAGUGAAGCCAAAUCAGAAUAUAAACUCCUCCAGGUUGGUAGAUGGGGCAUGGACCAAACAAAACAAUCAAAGUAGACUAUAAAAAACGUUUCUGUCGUUUCAGCUCGUUCUUAUCUCACUGACGUUUGUUCAAGUGUUUCUGAUCAGUUUGGUUUGAAUCAGUUAUUUGAGAUGUCAAGAUUGACGGCCGAGACUGACUCAGGAUUGGUCGAGCAAGUGUGUGGGCGGGAUGAUUGCUGCUGCACAGACUCUGAAGCACAGACGAUGUCGGUCCCGGAUAUUUUGGCUUCAUCUUUGUGGGAGGAUGUGGAGAUGUGUCGUCCAACUUUAUUUACAGUCGAUGGUUUUUGACAAAGCCAAAUUAGAAAAUCAAAGAGAUUUGCUUUGAUCUGUAAUAACAACUAAAACUUUAAAAUCUCAGUUUCUUUUACAUCUGUUUAUUUUUAUUUUUUUAUUGUUAUGGCUCCAAUUUGUGCAGCCGCUCAGAAAACAGUAAAAACUGUUAUUUAUGUCUUUUUUUUGUUGCAUGGUUUAGUCUUUUCCAUUUUUUCUGUGAUGUAUCGUUUCCUUUCAUUGGUCUUGGAUCUUGGAGCCAUGGACACAUUUUACCGUUUCGUAUAAAGAUCAUUUUAUGACGUGUGCAGUUUUUGUCGCAGUGUUAAGCUCAUGCUAAUGUCGCUCUGUAUCUGAGAAGAAUCGAGUUGUAGGGACAAACUGUAAAAGCGCGAAAUGAGAGUUAUUAUUAUAUUUCCUUGUAAAUUUGUUUUUGUUGUUUCUGGAUGUUGAACCAGCGGAGGCUGUCGGACGAAAGAAAAAAAAUGGUUUCAUUCUUACCACUGACGGCUGUUUCCCUCCGUCUGGAUUCUGUUUUCAUAUCUUUGGAUUUUGUCACAUUCAUCAUGAAGCUUUGAUUUAAUUUGAGUCUCCGGGUCUCGAUUAUUAAUUUUUUCAUAUUUUAUGCAGAACGCAGAGACGGAGACAUUGUUUCUGUUUGAAGCUGAAACGUGUUCGGUUGCAUUUAUUCAUUUGAUUUGUUUCGCUGCUGGAAACCAGUUUUAUGAACAGGCCCAGUUAUUGCCUCAUUUAUUUACCUCUUGAAAUGUGUUUUUCCAUUUUCUAAAUUUCCUGGAAUUCAAGUUCAGUGUGGACGUCGUCAGUGUCGCUGAGGCCUUCAGGUCUGUGAGGAGAACACAAAUGUUCCUCUGCACCUCGGACCAGGUUCUUUAAAAUAUAAAAUCAAGGGAGUAAUUUAUUUUUUACUUGGUAUUGAUUUUCUCAGAACAAUAAAACUGAAGUA
Molecule: messenger RNA, 2702 nt
Organism: Paralichthys olivaceus (Japanese flounder)
Lineage: Eukaryota; Metazoa; Chordata; Actinopteri; Pleuronectiformes; Paralichthyidae
Source: RefSeq, a predicted model, not a curated record